AUGAAGAAAGACAUGGCUUACUUUGUUGUUAUUCUCAUACAGUUAAUAUAUACAGGCAUGUUUCUACUAUCGAAAGCGGCGUUUGAUGUUGGUAUGAGUACUUGCAUCUUUGUUUUUUACAGACAGGCUGCUGGAGCUCUCAUCUUGGUACCGUUUGCGUAUAUCAUGGAAGGCAAAGAUUCACCUCCACUCACCUUCUUGACGUUUUGCAAGAUUUUUGGGCUCUCUUUGUUAGGGAUUACAACUAGCUUAAAUAUCCAUGGGAUUGCCCUUAAAUAUACAUCUGCAAGCUUAGCUGCUGCAGCAUCAAAUUGCCUUCCUGCCGUUACAUUCUUCAUGGCUUGUCUAAUGAGGUUUGAAAGUGUAAAACUUCACACAAGCUCUGGUAUUGCAAAGAUUACUGGCAUAGUCAUAUGCCUUGGGGGUGCAGCCACAAUGGCUUUCUUUAAAGGACCAGAGUUGAGAUUGUUGUUGCACCAUCACCUUUUAUCGAGCCAUGCUCAACUUAACGUAGCAAGUUCAAGUUCUAGUAGCACUUGGGUUAAGGGUGUGUUCCUCAUGCUCCUUAGCAUCAGUUGUUGGGGAGUUUGGAUUGUUCUUCAGGCAAGUGUAUUAAAAAGCUAUCCUUCAAAGCUGAGUUUCACAGCUCUUCAGUGCCUUUUGAGUUCCAUGCAGUCGUUUGUGGUUGCCAUUGUCUUAGAAAGAGAAGGUUCUCAAUGGAAACUUGGUUGGAAUAUCAAACUCCUCGCUGUGGCCUAUUGUGGUUUUGUGGUAACGGGGUUUACAUUCUAUAUGCAAACAUGGGUGAUUGAGAGGAAGGGGCCAGUUUUUCUUGGAUUGUCUACUCCACUCGCUUUCAUAUUUACCACCGUCUUCGCAGCUUUACUCAUCGGAGAAAUUAUCAGUUUGGGAAGUGUCAUCGGUGGAAUCUUCUUGAUUGGGGGCCUUUACUUUGUUUUAUGGGGGAAAAGUAAGGAAGAAGAGAUAUUUGACCACAAAGGGUGCUCAAACGUAAACAUCACAGUUCGUUAAGGUAGUCCAUUUCCAUCAUAACUUUCUUCUUCCUAAUUAUGAGUUAUGAUCAAGUUUUUUUUAUGCUAUGUUUAGUGAGUGACAUGGUAAAACAAAACUUAUGUUUAAAUAGCUUGUGAUACUCGUUUCUUGUUUUCUAUACAUACAUAGAUAUAUGUAUUAUAUGUAUAUUAUAGUAUGUGAUAUUCAUUUUUGUUUUAUC
This is a messenger RNA of Helianthus annuus (common sunflower), 1234 nucleotides long. RefSeq names its product WAT1-related protein At5g64700. Bases 1 to 1032 code for a protein of 343 amino acids. Lineage: Eukaryota; Viridiplantae; Streptophyta; Magnoliopsida; Asterales; Asteraceae. Gene Ontology annotation, cellular component: plasma membrane. The transcript has 7 exons. The record is from RefSeq and is a predicted model, not a curated record. Gene Ontology annotation, molecular function: transmembrane transporter activity.